Peniophora sp. CBMAI 1063 is the source of this 2394-nucleotide messenger RNA. Lineage: Eukaryota; Fungi; Basidiomycota; Agaricomycetes; Russulales; Peniophoraceae. The record is from the annotation of a GenBank genome assembly.
AUGGAGAAUUUACGUCGCCAAUUCACCCAACAACCCUACCUCGUCCAGACGGGCACGCGUCCUACUGGAUCUGUUAUCUCUGUGAACUCUGAAGACUCGUCCGCACCUGUACGAAUGAGUGGUCACCGUCGUCCAGCCAAUGUGGUUGAGAUAUCCGACUCCGACUCUGAGGGCGAAACUCGCGCACCACGCCCGCUAGAACAGCGCAACAACAUACAACCACCUGCACGCCCCUCCGGCGCUGUGCAAGGCUACCCCGUACCGCCUAAUCCCUACAAACCUGCUGCGCCAGCGCCUGCCUUUACGAAGCCCGCUGUCCCCAUCCCACCACCUGCCCAACCACAGGGCGCCACAUGGGGUGCCUUCACCGCCAUCAACGAACAGAACCUCUACGACCCGAAGAAGACAGCCGCAGAAGCCGAGAAGGAUCUCAAGGAACUCUUUACCCAGUCCUUCGACGGGCGUGAAGAGGGCGAAGACGAGAUCGAGAUCGACAUGACAGAAGCUGAGGUCGAUGGCUUCCAGGACGACAUUCGCCUGCUCCCUCACCAAGUUCUCGGUCGCAAAUGGAUGGCGGACCGCGAGUCAGGGAAGCGGUUUGGUGGCAUCCUCGCCGACGACAUGGGGCUCGGGAAGACUAUCCAAACGCUGACACGGAUCGUCGACGGUCGUCCCAAGAAGAGCGACCGUGAAGCGGGCUGGGACGCUGCUACUCUCGUCAUCGCACCUGUCGCUUUGGUCUCGCAGUGGGCCGCUGAGAUCGCCAAGAUGGCGGUAGGGCUUCGGGUCAUUGAGCACCACGGCGCAAGUCGUACCACAGACCCAAGCGUACUCAAGCGGUGUCAUGUAGUCGUGACUUCCUACUCUAUCGUUGCAUCGGAAUACGCCUCAUUCGCUCCGGAAGCGAAGGACGAGAGCAAGAAGGGCAAGAAGAAGAACCUCGACUCUGAAUCUGACUCCGAUGACGAUUCCGACGAGUUCACCCGCAAGCUGGCGAAGAAGUCCGCGGCGAAAAGAAAGGUGAAAGAUGCGCUCUUCCAUGUGAAGUGGUUCCGCAUCGUCCUUGACGAGGCACACAACAUCAAGAACCGCAAGACGAAGGCGGCUAUUGCUUGCUGCGAGUUAAAAGGCAAGUACCGCUGGUGCUUGACUGGUACGCCUCUGCAAAACAGCGUCGAGGAGCUGUACUCCUUGAUCAAGUUCCUUCGCAUCAAGCCUCUCAAUGACUGGCCCACUUUCAACGAGCAAAUCGCGAAGCCCGUUAAGAGCGGCAAGUCAGUUCGCGCGAUGAAACGUUUGCAUGUCGUGCUGCGGGCAAUCAUGCUCCGGCGUAGGAAGACGGACGUGCUCAAUGGCAAGGCGCUUGUCGAUCUGCCCAAGCGUACGGUGGAGAUUGUGACGUGUGACUUCGACGAAGAGGAGCGGUCAUUCUACACCAACCUUGAGGAGAAGAUCACGUCCGCAAUGGAGAAGGUCAUGGCAGCCGGCGACAUCCAAAGGAGUUAUACGCACAUCUUGGUUCUCCUCCUUCGCUUGCGCCAAGCUUGCAACCACCCAUCUCUGAUCACGGGCAACCUGAAAGACGAUAGUGAGGCGCUCGAACCACGCGCUCCGGCAAAGAAGGAUGAGAGUGACUCGGAUAUCGACGAGCUCGCCGACGCCCUUGGUGGUGUUGGGCUGUCAACCGGAAAGAAGUGCCAGAUGUGCCAAACCUCUCUUACGUCGCAGAACGUCGCAGAGGAUGACGACGAGCACUGCACCGACUGUGUCGCCCUUGCUCGCAACGCGCGGCGCAAAUCUGCACGUGGUGGCGCGGCCCUGCCGCCAGACUCGGCCAAGAUUCGCAAGAUCGUUCAGUUGCUCGAGGAGAUCGAGGCUCGUGAGGAGGAGGACGGCGCACCGACAAACGAGAAGACGAUCAUCUUCUCGCAGUUUACCUCCAUGCUCGAUAUCAUCCAGAUCUUCUUGAGGGCGAAGGGGAUUAAGUUCGUGCGCUAUGACGGCUCAAUGGCUAAGGACAAGCGCGAUAUCAGCCUGAACACGAUCAAGACCGAUCGCAGCGUCAAGGUCAUCCUCAUUUCCUUCAAGGCCGGUAGCACCGGCUUGAACUUGACUGCUUGCAACAACGUCAUCCUUGUCGACUUGUGGUGGAACCCGGCGCUGGAGGAACAAGCCUUCGACCGCGCCCAUCGUUUCGGUCAGAAGCGCGAUGUAAACAUCUACAAGCUUACGAUCGAGAAGACCGUCGAGGAGCGUAUCCUGCUAUUACAGGAGAAGAAGCGUGCGCUUGCGGCCGCGGCGCUUGCCGGCGACAAGCUCAAGAACUCGCGUCUUGGCCUCGACGAUCUCAUGGCUCUCUUCCGCCCUGGCCACGACGACGAAGAGGAGGCUUGA